AUGGAAUCGAGUUCCAAAGGAGAAGAUGAAGUCGGAGGAUACAACAGCAGCAACGUUAAAAAAGCCAAACUGCAGUCGACACUCGCUGCUGUCCUCGACGAUCCUAUACUUUCUGAUGUCCCCAAGAAACCCACUUUAUCUGACGUUGACACCCUUAUCAGCCUUGAAAUGGGUAGCGCCAUGCGCAUAUCUGUUAAAAAACUAGACGGAACCUCUUUUGAUAUAGCAGUGAUGAAUUCGGCUACCGUUAAGGAUUUGAAGCUUGCAAUUAAGAAGAAAGUGAUUGAGAUGGAGCAAUCCAAGAUGGGUCAUCGUCAUAUUUCAUGGAAGAAAGUAUGGGCGAAUUUUGCCCUCUCGUGUCAUAAUCAAAAGCUGCUCGAUGACAAUGCUGCACUUCAGGAUUUUGGCAUUCGCAAUAAUUCUCAGGUGCAUUUUGUGUCCUAUGUCAUGUCAAAGGGUUUUCGAAGGCAGUCUAAGCGGAGAAAGCACCGUUUCUUCCAUGGCCUUAACAAACGUGCUUAA
Messenger RNA from Dovyalis caffra, 522 nucleotides. The record is from the annotation of a GenBank genome assembly. Lineage: Eukaryota; Viridiplantae; Streptophyta; Magnoliopsida; Malpighiales; Salicaceae.